AUGGCGGACUCUACGAUCACGGAGGAGAAGAGUGGCAUGCUGCACGCGGAUGGUAACGACGGGGAAAAGGAGUCGUCGUCUGUCGACCUGGAGGAGGCCCGUCAUGAUGAUCCAAUACCGUCCGCCGAGGAUGUCGAGGAGGAAGAUGAAAAGCCACAGCAGCAUGUGGCUGACCGUCGAGAGGGAUUCCGGUUCAUGUGGACUCUUCGCCUGAUCCUCUGCUUCUGCAUCGGCCUGGUCGGCUGCCGCAUCGUCCUGGCUGCAGUCAGUCUUUACCCGGGAAGACACCGUGCCGGCACAACGUAUGCUCCUGGCCCGACCAGUCCCACAACGGUGCAUCACACAAUAUGGCGACACAGGAUCCCAGCAGACAAGGCCUUCAUCUUCGAGAUGGAGGCAGAGUUGGAACGUCUCGAAUCCGACCAAGAAGACACCGCCUCCAUUCCGCCGCGGACCCUUAACGCCAGCAAGGCGUGUCUCGCCGGCAUAAUCCAGUGGGAGUCCUCGACCAGAUGCAACCUGCGCUUCACAGAAGAUGAGCUGGAGCAGAUGCUGCACGACCCCGAUCCCGGCCUGCGCACGAGCUUCUGCGACGAGACGUGCCGAGGGGGCUCGUGGCUGAGCGGGUGUCGGCCGCGCGCAGACCUCACCCAGAAGGUGACCGACUUUAUUGCCCAGAGCGUCUCGCACCGAGAGAGGCGGUCGACCUACUGCAAGGCUAUAGCGCCCGCCGCGGAGCACGAUGACUGCGGCAAGGCCCUCGUCGGUAUGAACAGGACGGACUGGGCUUUUACGCUCCGUGAUUUCAACCAGGACUUCAUGAGCCAGGUGGACCAGGCGCUGGAGGAGCUGCUGGAAACCCAGUGGGCGGUGGAUGCUGCUGCUGCUUCUGCUGCUGCUGCUACUGCUGCUACUGCUGAUCCUGCGCCGACCUUAGAGCAGCGACAGGAGUAUCCCGACCUCCGGGCCAAAGCCCAAAAGCCCCUCCUCGGCGAGACGCCCUCGCAGCAACAGCAACAGAGGCAGCGGCAGCAACAGCAGCAGCAGCAGAAGCAGAAGCAGCUAGGCGCCACCAUCUGUGCUGGCUGUUUCUGGCGGCAGGUGGCCGGCGCCCGCAUGCGAGAGGCGAGGACCUUUAUAGCCAUAGCGCCCUCCGCCGCCGAGUACGUCGAGUUUGUAAAGCGGUACCACGCCGCGUGCACGUCUCUGGGGGCGGACUGGCUCGGCGACGUGCCCUACGGAGACGACCCGUUGCUCUGGCGCGUGCAGACGCCGAGCGGGGACGUCAUGCGGUACGUCGACUCGGACGAGUGGGACGAGGCGUGGAUGCCGGCUGGGCGCAUCUAUGCCCUGAACGAGGCGACGCGGCAGGUCACCUGGCGCGAGAAGUCGGCGAACAGGGCGAGUUCGCUGUGGGAGGUGCUGCUUGCUGAGAGGACGCUCAGGUACGUACGGGAGGACAGAUGGGAUGAAUGGAGGCGCGAGAUUGAGUGUAGGAGGUUGGCGGAUGCGGAGUUUUGGGAGCAAGUGGGUGGUAAGCAUCUCGUCAAACACAGGGGUCAAGAUGCCGUCAUAAUGCUUAUGGCAAACGGAAGACAAGUGAGAGAAUGA
Messenger RNA from Cryphonectria parasitica EP155, 1611 nucleotides. RefSeq lists its product as uncharacterized. The transcript has a single exon. Lineage: Eukaryota; Fungi; Ascomycota; Sordariomycetes; Diaporthales; Cryphonectriaceae. Bases 1 to 1611 code for a protein of 536 amino acids. The record is from RefSeq and is a predicted model, not a curated record.